GGCGCAAGAUUGGGUUGCUUAUAGUAGGAUCUUUUCCCGUACACCAUCAUGAUUGUGUGCUAUGGUUCGAAUUAAACAUUUGAUAUUAUCUCUUUAGUGCCUGCUCCUGCAGUCCAAACUGUUCCACGUCUUCUGGUUGUCAGUUGAUGCGGAGCGUCAACUUCUGCAGUCUGUUACGGUCUUCCCGGACUCACUAGCUGCUGGUGAUGCUCCGCUUGAUUCGAAGGCUUCUUGUAGAGAACAAGCUGUUCCCGCAUCUGUGCAGCCGAAUGCCGUUGUACAUAUAACAACAAAAGGAGUACUACCGACGCCUGAUACGCAAUUAUUCGUGCAAAUGAUGGAAAAAGAGCGAAGAGCACGGCAACAUGGCGCAGAAGCAGACGACCGCAGUUUUCUAGCCAAAUAUUGGAUGUACAUAGUACCCGUCGUGAUUUUCGUUGUUAUAUCAAAUGCAAUGACACCAGAAGGCGGAAAUGAACAAUAA
Molecule: messenger RNA, 484 nt
Organism: Cylicostephanus goldi
Lineage: Eukaryota; Metazoa; Nematoda; Chromadorea; Rhabditida; Strongylidae
Source: the annotation of a GenBank genome assembly